Messenger RNA from Dioscorea cayenensis subsp. rotundata (Guinea yam), 654 nucleotides. RefSeq names its product histidine-containing phosphotransfer protein 2-like. Lineage: Eukaryota; Viridiplantae; Streptophyta; Magnoliopsida; Dioscoreales; Dioscoreaceae. Gene Ontology annotation, cellular component: nucleus; cytoplasm. Gene Ontology annotation, molecular function: protein histidine kinase binding; histidine phosphotransfer kinase activity. The record is from RefSeq and is a predicted model, not a curated record. The transcript is spliced from 6 exons. Gene Ontology annotation, biological process: phosphorylation; cytokinin-activated signaling pathway; phosphorelay signal transduction system. The coding region runs from base 63 to 518 and encodes 151 amino acids.
CUCACCAUCUCUCUCUCUCUCUCUCUCUCUCUCUCUCUCUUUGGUUUGGUUGUGCUCCUUCAAUGGCGUCCGUGAACUACAAGGAGCAGCUUGCAGCGCUGGUGGACUCCAUGCUCCAAGAGGGUUUGCUGGAUGAGCAGUUCACGCAGCUGCAGACAUUGCAAGAUGAGACCAGCCCUGGCUUUGUUGCGGAGGUGAUCGCCAUGUUUUGCGGUGAUACUGGGACGGUUUUCAAUGAGAUUGAGACUAUCAUGAAUCAGGCUGUGAUUGAUUUCCAAAAUGUGGAUCCUCUUGUUCAUCGUCUGAAAGGAAGUAGCUGCACCGUUGGAGCUCCGAAGAUGAAACUGGCGUGCGUUCAGUAUCGUCAGUUCCGUGAUGCAAACGACCGCCAGGGGUGUCUGAGUGCUGUGAAUUUGAUCAAAGAUGAAUAUAAUAUUCUGCGAAACAAAUUUGAGACCAUGCUGAAUCUGGAGAGGAUGAUUCAAGCCGGUGGCACCAACAAGCCAAAUGGAAAGUAAGAAGUUUCAAAGAGAGCCUUCAUCAUGGUGACUGGUUACAAAUGUUCUUAUUGCCCAUAUAAAGUGGCUAACUUUUUGUAAACCAGAGCCUCUAUUUUAUAAUAAAACUUGGACAUCAAUACUUGUCCUCCUUUCA